CAGGCCUCUUAUUUCAUUUGACGGAAUAGUGUCGAGUGGUUUUUCAUAAUAAAUUCACUGAUGUGGGUUUUCUGUGAGAGUGUUUAAACGCAAGAAGGAAAAACUAAAAAUAUUUUGUUUGAACAUUGUUCUUUAAUUACAAAACUCUCUCGAUACCCGUGUUCUAAAAAUAUUUAUCUGAUGUAUAACCAACCUUCCUACCAGACUAAAUUUCAUACUGUAGUAACCACUACACUACCAUUUUAGACAAAGGCAAAUUUACAAGUUUUGGUGCAUUUAUACAGUAAAAUUUGAUUAUAAUAACAUUUUUCUGUAAAAUAAGUUUGUUCAAACUUCAAAUAUGUAAAGUCACAUUCAACAAAUACGGUCUAAUUUUUUCUUGCACAUUGUGUCUUUUAAUCAUGACAAGUCCAUAUACAAUGGGUUCUAUUUACCACAGCCCUAGUGUACAAAGUUAUUGUGGACCAACGGAUAAUUUAUCUUUAGCAGGUCAUUACAGUGAUAUGCGAUCAACGACAUGGUACGGAACGACAGCGAAUGACCCACGUUUUGCAAUUUCUAGGUUAAUGGGAGGUACAGCUACCAGCUCAAUGGGACAUAUGGGAAACAUGGGAUCAUUAGCAACGUGUGCUGUAAACGAUGCAAAAUCUUUACAGUUUCCAUUAACACAAAGAAGGAAGAGAAGAGUUUUAUUUACUCAAGCGCAGGUUUAUGAAUUGGAGAGAAGAUUUAAACAGCAACGAUAUUUAUCGGCACCAGAGCGAGAACACCUUGCAAGUCUUAUCCAUUUAACACCAACACAGGUCAAAAUUUGGUUCCAAAACCACAGAUAUAAAUGUAAGAGACAAGCGAAAGAAAAGGCCAUGGCGGAACAAAAUUCACAAAAUCAGACUGCGAGUUCACCUCGAAGAGUUGCUGUUCCUGUAUUGGUAAAGGAUGGAAAGCCUUGUUCUUCCAGUAGUUCUACUCAAUCUCACCCUAUCCAUGCUAAUAGUGAAUCAGCAGAUGAUCAUGCAAACGUCGUUAGUAGUAACGGUAGUAUUAAUAUUAUCUCGGAGACACCAAACUCCCACUCUCCUGACACAUCAACUUCCAUAUUAGCAUCAUACAAUGAUUCGGUUUCAAGUGCCCAAAUGUUGCCACAGCCCUGCAAUAACACAAUAGUACCAAAUAGUAUAGCAAUGGCCUACAGAAAUCAAAACAAUUUUAUACAAAGUAGUCAUCAACAGCAAUGUGGAGGGUACCUUCCACUUCAAGGUAGGGCGUGGUAAAAAAAAAAAAAUAUAAUAAAAAUCUUCAUGUUGUCAACUAUUGAAUGAUAUGUCUCGAGUCGCGUAUGCUAUUGUAAAUAUUACUUUGAACUAUUGAAAAAAACCAAACGCAUACAAAAGUUGAA
Messenger RNA from Musca domestica (house fly), 1396 nucleotides. It is a transcript of the gene scro, whose product is annotated as homeobox protein Nkx-2.5. Lineage: Eukaryota; Metazoa; Arthropoda; Insecta; Diptera; Muscidae. The transcript is spliced from 6 exons. The record is from RefSeq and is a predicted model, not a curated record. Gene Ontology annotation, biological process: cell differentiation; regulation of transcription by RNA polymerase II. Gene Ontology annotation, molecular function: RNA polymerase II cis-regulatory region sequence-specific DNA binding; DNA-binding transcription factor activity, RNA polymerase II-specific. Gene Ontology annotation, cellular component: nucleus. Bases 402 to 1271 code for a protein of 289 amino acids.